AUGGUAGAGACAGAAAGAGGGGAGGGGAUGGAGAGAAAUACCUGGGAGAUGGUUGUGGGUCGUGACGGGGGUGCUGUGGUGGUUACGGUAGCGCUGGACAAUGGGCUGUGUGAGAGUUGUGUUGCAGAGAAGAGAAAUAGAAAGAGAGAAGAGUUGUCGGAGUCGUUAGAUUGCUGCAGUAUGUGGUUGCCGGAGUUGGAAGCUGAAGAAAGAUCUGGUUGUUGA
Messenger RNA from Ilex paraguariensis (yerba mate), 225 nucleotides. NCBI's taxonomy places the organism in Eukaryota, Viridiplantae, Streptophyta, Magnoliopsida, Aquifoliales, Aquifoliaceae. The record is from the annotation of a GenBank genome assembly.